AUGGUAGAAGGUAAAGGCGGGGCUAUCUGCUUAUUAUUCACUGCUGCUACAAUAAAUAGUACCUUGUUUCAUAAAAUCUAUGCCAAUGAUGGAGCUGUAUUUGAUGUUGACGGUAUGAUUAGCUAAUUAAAAGUGUAUCACAGCAAUGUGACAGAAAUAUAAAUAUAUAAUACUGGAGGAAUAGCUAGAUACUGGCAAUCAAACACAAUUUUUGGAGCAAGAGUAUUAGACUAGUAUUUCAUAAACUGUACUUUCACAGACUUUAUUUCUACAAAGAGAGCUUCUGGUUUCUACAUCGGAUAUGAAACUGGUAUCUUUGAUAUAAAUGGAGGGGGAGGCUCCAUCUUACUAUCUUCAGAUUAAAAGUACGGUUAAUCUGUUAUAAAAGAUUUUUUGCUCGAAACUAGAAUUAAUGAAGAGUCUUCAUCUCUUUUUUAUUCAAAUGAAAAAUCUUUUUCACUAGAGAUGACUGAUAUUCUAAUAGAGUGUUAACCUCUUGACUAAGAUGAUUAUGUAUAAGAUCAUACAAAAACAUAUGCUACAGCAAUCAAAAUUAAGAGGUCAUUAAAAGGUGUAACUUCAAAAAGAAAUAUCUUUAAAAAUUGUCAAAAUGUUGUAGAUGGCUCAAUAUUUUCAAUUACUUCAACUUCAUUGAUAGAUGAAGAUUCAGAGUAUUAUAAUAACUCUGCUAGUUCAGGUGGUAUUCUAGCUUGCACUACUUGUACAGUCCAAAUAACCAACUCUACCUUUCAUGAUAAUAAAGCAGAGUCUGGUGGUUUGUUUAUUCUAUAUGAAAGCUAUAAUAUGACUUUAAACUCUGUAUAGAUUUGGGAGAAUUAUGCUACCAAAAGAGGUGGAAUCUUUUUCGUUAACCAGAUAAUAGAACCAUCAACAUGUUCUGAUCUUAAUUUAACCAUUAUUAAUUCAACUUUCUACGACAUUUAAGCAACUGACGAUGGUGGUCUACUUUCUUUGACUAAGGGCAAAACUUUCUAUUUGAAAGAUCUAAGUAUUACUAGAGUUACAGCAAAUUACUUUUAAGUUGUAACAUCCAUAGCUCUCAUUAGAAAUUUUACUAUUGAAAAUUGCCAGAUUAUCUGUGAUUCUAACUAUUAAGGAGACUCAAGUUAAGAACUCGAUUAAAUUAGUCCUAAUUCUACUAAGUCUGGAAUUUUCAGCUUUUAAAAUGCAUAUGGAAUUAGUAUUUUAAAAUCCAAGUUUCAGCAGUGUUCAUCAUCAGUUCAGGGCGGAGUGUUUAAACUUUCAAAAGUUUCAUAUUUUUACGAUUAUAAUUCAAGGUAUCUUAUGAAUUCGGCAAUUUUUGGAGGGGUGAUUCACUCAUCAUAAUCAAGUGUUUCCCUUAAUGAGACAUAUUUUAAAGAUAAUUAAGCAAAUAGGGGUGGCUGUAUUGAAUUGAGUUAUGAUUCAUACUUAUUUAUGAACAAAGUCAAAUUUAGUAAUAAUAUAGCAUUUUCAUCAGCUGGGGUUAUAUUUGUUUAAUCAAGAUCAUACUUUGAGAUUAUUAACACUGAUUUCAGUAGAAACAAAGCUAAUGAUAGCUCUAUUAUUGAUUCUCAAUUCAGAGGUAAUGGAAUUCAAAACAAAGAUUUAUACCAAAACAGAGGAUCAUUUUUAUUUAUAAGCUUAGAUGUGAAACUUUCUAUUGAGAAUUCUUCGUUUAUGAAGGGAUUUGCCUAAUAUGGUGGAGUUUUAUAUAUUUCAGGAGAUUCUGAGAUAACUAUUUCAAAAAGUACUUUUGUCGAUAACUAGGCGGUUGAAAGCGGAGGAGCGAUCUAUGCAGAUGGAUUCUCAUUUCUUAAUAUUACUAAUGAAUCUAAACUAAUUAAUAACUUGGGAUUUUAUGGAGAUGAUAUCUACAUUUCUAAUUCAAAUGGAAUUUUCAGCUUAGAUUAAGUUACAAUAGAUAAUCCAAAUGCCAAAGGGUCAAUUGUAGUCGGUGAUGCACAAGUCUAUUUCUAAAAUGUCUUGAUGAAAAAUAUUGGCUUAGAGUAAAAAGUAAAAUCUCAAGGAGCUGCAUUAGCCUGCUUUAAUUGCUUAAAAAUUGAAAUAAUAUCCUCUGUAUUUGAUAAUCUUCAUGGUUCUUUGGGAGGUGCAAUAUAUUUAAACGAAGUGGAUCUUAGGAAAACAGAUAAUGUUCAAGCAAAAAACUAUUUUUUUAAAGACAGUAUAUUUAAAAAUUCAGUAGCAUAUGCUGGUGGGGCUAUUUAUUUGGACAAUAUCAAUAUCCUUUUCUUAGAUAACUGUACUUUUAUCAAUAACUAAGCAAUAUCAACACUAGAUCAAAAUUACAAGAUUUAUAAUGGUUCUGGAGGUGCUAUUUACUUUGAUUGUAAUUAAUAUGUACUAAAGUGCAGCUUUACUAUCUAUAACAAAAAUAAAUUUCAGGGAAAUAUUGCACAUUUGUAAGGAGGGGCAUUACAUUGGACAAAUAUUGAGCCAGAAUUUGGAGAAAAUACUAUAUUUGAAAACAAUCUGUCAUAUCUAUAUGGAAACAAUAUUUCAUGUUUUGCUUAAAAUAUAUCUGGUGGUAAAAUUGAGCCUAUUUAUUUAGCAUUAACAGAUUAGUAUCGGUAGAUAGUAACAGCUGAUUCAACAAAUAAGAUUAGAUUAGUCAUUAAUGUAACUAAUACAUUGAACCACAAGUAUCCCCCAAUUAUAGAAGGAGAUUCAACAUUUUAUUUAUCAUAUGGAUUGACUGAAAUAAAAGAUGUAGCUUUCGCAGGAACCCCUGGUGAAUCUUAUAGUAUUUCUUUUUUAACUGAAGCUAUCGAUAAGACUAAGAAAGCCAACAUUUAAUACAUGAAUGCCAAUGGAAUGGAUUAAAUUGAUUUUAAAGUUGACAUCAAUUUAAGAGAAUGCGAAAUUGGGGAACAAUUUACCUCAAGUGGAAAAUGUGUUGAAUGUCCAAGUGGAUUAAGUUUUUCACUGACUAAAAUGAAUGAACCUGGAAAUUGUUAAUUAUGUCCAGAUUAAAAAGCCAUUUGUUAUGGCGGGACUUUUAUAGGACCAAAAGCAGGAUAUUGGAGAAAGGAUAACAUUGGAUACUCAAGAGUAGAAAAUAAAUUAUGUUCGAAAUGCCCUGAGCCUCUUUUCAACAUCUUGAGAUUAUUUGCAGUUUUCUUGCUCUCAGUAAUUAUUGUCAUAUUUUUGAUAAGGUCAACAUUAAAUGGAGCAAGAGAUAAAAGAAACAUUACAAGUGUCUAUCUCAAGAUAUUAAUGAACCACUUAUAAGUUAUAGUGCUGACAGCAUAAUUUGAUUUCUAAUGGCCUUAGAAAAUUUUAGAUUUUUAUAAUGGCAUUCGGCCUGCUGCUUAAUCAACUUAUCAAGUAAUAUCUAUUGACUGUUUCCUUGAUAUUAGAAGUAGCUAUGAAAAUGACUGGAUAAGAGUUUAUUUUCAAAAAAUUACUAUACUUUCAAUUUUACCUCUGCUCUUGGUUAUAAUUUCUAUUUUUUCUUGGAUAAUAUACUUAAAAAUAAGUAGGAGCAGAGCCGAAUAAACUGGCCGUAUUGUUUCAACUAUUAUAAUUCUUUUGUUUUUAGCUCACCCAAGCAUAGUGUAAUAUAUGUUUAGCAAUUUUAGAUGUUUGAAUAUUGAUAGCGAUUAGAGAAUUGAAGAUGAUCUUGAAGUGAUAUGUUGGAGUGAUUUUCACAAUUUCAUAAGUUAUUUCAUAGCAUCUCCAAGUAUUUUAGUUUGGGGUAUUGGAAUCCCGUUUUUUGCUUUGGUAUUAUUAUUCAAACAUAGAUCCAGACUUGAAUAGAAUGGCUUAAGAGAGCGCUACGGAUUUCUUUACAAAGGUUAUAAAAAAGAAUAUUAUUACUGGGAGAUAUUUAUAAUGUAUAGAAAGCUCAUUAUUAUAUUCAUUUCUGUCUUCUUUAAGAAUCAUGGUGUCAUUGCCUAAGCACUUGUAGUUAUGAUUUUCUAUAUUUUCUUUAUGCUUUUGACUUUUAAAUUGAACCCUUUUAUUAAUAUAACUCUCAACUAGCUAGAAUCAUUAUCUUUACUAACAUCAAUGCUAACAAUAUAUUGUGGAUUAUAUUUUAUUGCUAAUAUCCAUUAAGAUUGGCUAAAAAAUGAACCUGAGCUUAAAAAUUUCCUUAUACUCAGCGAGGAUGAAAAAAUGUUUUUCUUUAGUGUUAUUUUGAUAUCGAAUUUAUUAUUCUUUAUCCAUUGGCUAAGCAAAAUGUUUAAAGAAUUGCAAUUCAAUCUAAUGAUCAAGCUUCCAAAGUUAUAUCUCUUCUUUUGUAUGUUUAAUGACAGCUAAAAGUUCAAGAGCAAAUUGAAUCAACUGAGGAUUUAGGAUGAAAGUGAGAAUCUACAUGAUGAGUUCGAUAGAACUUAACGGUAAUUGAAAGAGCUUUAUCUCAGUGGAAAACUAGUUCUUAAUAAGAAAUCAGUUGAAAAACUCCAACUUAUUUUUAAUCCUGACCAAGUCUUAAGAUAACUAAAGCAGGGAGGAUCUUUAGGAAAUAUAGAUAUGCUUGCCUCAGAUUUAAAAGGUUCUCAAGUAUAAAUAUAGGAAAAGUCAAAGCUCAGGAAAGAAAGGAAAUUAAAAAUCGCGAAAAUUUUGAACGAAACUUUAUUAGAUAAGGAAUUGCAAUUUAAUGAAAAAGUAUAAGGAGAGAAGGAACUAUCAUUUUCAAGCUAUUAAAAAGGUUCUAAAAAAGUUGAGAGUGAUUAUAUCAAAAAUAAAUUCAAUUUCUUAUCUCAAGAUAGAGCAAAUGAAGAGACAAGAUUUAAUGAAAUUUCCUAUUUUAAUAAUACUAAUACAGAUGAUAAUAAUCUACUAAAGAAUAACUUUUCAACACCUAAAAUCAUUUUCUAGAAAAACUCCAUUGAAUUUGAUACAGAUUAAGAAGAAAGUAAGGAGCUUAUUAUUAAUUAGAAAAAUUCCAAAAGAGUUGGAAGAAUUUAAACUCCCCAUUUAGGUACACAGCAAAAUCAGCAAAACUCCAUUAAAUAUUAGAACUAAUCAUAGAUAAGGAAUUAAGAUUAAUUUGAGAAUAUUACUGAGGAUGAUGAUACUAUGAGAUCUCAUCUAAACCUUAAUAAGUUACUGUUUAACAAGCAAAGCUAAAAUGCAGCUUAAAUGUCCAAACUUAACUUUUAUCUUCUAUAGUCAUUUGAAAAUCAAAGCUAGAUAGUUGAUGAUGCACUAGAAUCAAUUGACUCAAAUGAAGAUAUUUAAAAGUUCAAAAGUUGUUUAAUUGAAAAUAAUGAUGAGUAAAACAUUGUAAUAAAGCCUAAAAGAUAAAAAACAAGAAAAGUAAAAGAUUCUGUAAAUGGCAAAAAUUCGAAUCGUUCUAUUGUAAGGAAUUUAACAGGUUGCGAUAGUCUGGGCACUCCUAGUUAAAGAUUGAGAGAACCAAAUAAUAAAGUUUAAAGCGCAAGUAUAGUAAAAAACUCAAUGAUAUCUAAGAAUGAAAUGAUUAAGAUUAAUAAUAACAUUACUCAAGAAAUUCAUACUUUAUUAAUCCUUGAUCAUCAACCUAGCUUUGAAUCCAAAACUAAUAGAAUAUAAGAAACUCAUAGUGAUGAUAAUUUUAAUCAAGAUGAGAUGAAAGAGGUUUCUUUAUAGGUCUCUGAAUAGAGUCUCUAAUCCUAGGAUAGCAAUGAAGAUCAUUUUGUUGAAAAUUUAACAGACUAUCAAGAAAAAUUAUCACUUUAAGAUAUAGAAGAAAAUUAAAAUUAGCUCUAUAAUCACUGA
Stylonychia lemnae is the source of this 5727-nucleotide messenger RNA. NCBI's taxonomy places the organism in Eukaryota, Ciliophora, Spirotrichea, Sporadotrichida, Oxytrichidae. The record is from the annotation of a GenBank genome assembly.